GAGAGAGAGAGAGAACGCCUCUGUUUCACAAACUUCACUGAGCUGACUUUCACAUCCUGGGGCCUGUGAGAUGUUCCUGUCUCAAACAAGCGGAAAGUAGAGACGCCGGGCUCCCCACUCAGGAACCCCACGCGGGGUCCCCACCCCACCUUUUCUGACCUCUGGGAACCAUGAAGACGCUGCUGUCCCUCGGUCUCUGGCGCUCCUGGCUGCUGCUCUGUGCCUGCGGUUUCCAGGUGUGUGCGGUCCCACGCAGAGCACAGGACCACCCAGGUUUUGCUGUCUUGGCCUCUGCUUCCCAUUACUGGCCAUUGGAAGAUGUGGACGGGAUCCAUGAACUUCAGGAUACCACUGAAGCGUUGCGAACCCACAACCUCACUGUGCUCCCUUCCCACAAUUCUACCUUUGUUUCUACCAAUGACUCUGCCUACUCCAAUUUCUCUGCAACAGUAGAUAUUGUGGAAGGGAAGGUCAACAAAGGCAUUUACCUCAAGGAGGAGAAGGGGGUAACACUCCUGUACUACGGCAAGUACAAGACGUCCUGCAUCAGCAACCCAGCUCAGUGUGGCCCGGAGGGGGUCACGUUUUCCUUUUUCUGGAAGACACAAGGAGAGCAGUCCAGACCCAUCCCCUCUGCCUAUGGGGGACAGGUCAUCUCUGAUGGCUUCAAAGUCUGCUCCAGUGGUGGCAAAGGCUCCGUGGAGCUGUACACACGUGACAACUCCAUGACAUGGGAGGCUACCUUCAGCCCACCAGGUCCCUACUGGACUCACGUCCUGUUCACAUGGAAAUCCAAGGAGGGCCUGAAAGUCUAUGUCAAUGGCACCCUAAGCACCUCUGACCCGAGUGGGAAGGUGUCUCACACCUAUGGUGAGCCCCACGUCAACCUGGUGAUUGGGUCUGAGCAGGACCACAGCAAACGCUAUGAGAACAGAGCUUUUGACGAGUUCAUCAUCUGGGAACGGGCCCUGACUCCAGAAGAGAUUGAGAUGUACUUCACAGCAGCCAUUGGAAAACAUGCUUUGUCUUCGACACCACUGAGCUUCUUCAUGACCCCCACAGCCAAUGCCAUGGUGUCCACAGAUGCCUACCAUCCCAUCAUAACUAACCUGACAGAGGAGAGGAAAAACUUUGAAAGACCUGGAAUUGUACUGCGUUAUCUUCAAAAUGUGUCAUGCAGCUUACCCAACAAGUCCCUCUCUGAAGAAACGGCACUCAACCUCACAGAGACCUUCCUCAAAACUGUGGGCGAAGUUCUUCUACUGCCCAGUUGGACCCACGUAUCAGAGGAUAAUGCUUUGGUGCUAGGCCUGAUCAACACCAUUGACACCGUCAUGGGCCAUGUGUCUUCCAACCUGCACUCUACCCAGCCUCAAGUCUUCUUUGCAGGCUCCUCCUCCAUGGCAGACUUCUCUGUGGUCAGGGUCCUGCCACAGACCCUGAGAGCCCCUCACUACCGCUUCCCUGCCCAUGGGCAGAGCUACAUUGAGAUUCCCCGUGAGGCCCUUCGCAGCUCAGCCUGGACCACCAUCGUGGGCCUCCUGUACCACUCUGUGCACCACCGUCUGCACAGCAUCCCGCCAGCCAGCACAUGGAUUGCAGAAGCAGCUUUUUACAGAGACUGUCCGCUCUCUGCAGCCAGCCACCUGAUUUCCCUGGAAGUGUCCCCGCCACCUACUCUCUCCCAGAAUUUGUCCCGUUCUCCCCUGGUCACCGUCCAUCUCAGGCACACACUGACUCACAAGCAGUACACUGAUGCCGCCAAUGAGAGCAGCCGCCUCUUCCUGUACUGUGCCUUCCUGGACUUCAGCUCCGGGGAAGGCAUCUGGUCGAGCCAGGGUUGUGCACUCACAGAAGGAAACCUCAGCUACUCUGUCUGCCACUGUACACACCUCACCAAUUUCGCCAUCCUGAUGCAGGUCGUCCCUCUGGAGCUCACACACGGACACCAGGUGGCGCUGUCGUCCAUCAGUUACAUCGGCUGCUCCCUGUCCGUGCUCUGCCUGGCCGCCACGCUGGUCACCUUCGCCUUACUAUCCUCCGUCAGCACAAUCAGGAACCAGCGCUACCACAUCCAUGCCAACCUGUCCUUCUCCGUCCUGGCAGCCCAGGUCCUGCUGCUCAUCAGCUUCCAAGUGCAGCCUGACACGGUGCCCUGCAGGGCUCUUGCCAUGCUUCUACACUACUUCUUCCUGAGCACCUUCGCGUGGAUGCUGGUGGAGGGGCUGCAUCUCUACAGCAUGGUCAUCAAGGUCUUCGGGUCAGAGGACAGCAAGCACCUCUACUACUACGGGAUAGGCUGGGGGUCCCCUCUUCUCAUCUGCAUUGUCUCCAUGUCAUCGGCCAUGGACAGCUAUGGGAGGAGCAACAAUUGCUGGCUGUCGCUGGGGACUGGAGCCAUCUGGGCCUUCGUGGGCCCUGCCUUGCUGGUCAUUGUGGUGAACGUGGGCAUCCUCAUCGCAGUCACCAGAGUUAUUUCCCAGAUCAGCACUGACAACUACAAGAUACAUGGGGACCCCAGUGCCUUCAAGUUGACAGCAAAAGCUGUGGUUGUGCUGCUGCCCAUCCUGGGGACCUCGUGGGUGUUUGGGGUCCUUGCUGUCAAUGACCGGGCUCUGGUUUUCCAGUACAUGUUUGCCAUCCUCAACUCCCUGCAGGGCCUCUUCAUCUUCCUCUUCCACUGCCUUCUGAAUUCAGAGGUGAGAGCUGCCUUCCAGCACAAAACCAAGGUCUGGUCCCUCACAAGCAGCUCUGCUCGCAAUGGCAACAUAAAGCCCUUCAGCUCAGAUGUUAUCAAUGGGAUGCAGCCGGGCACAGCCUCCACCAAGCUUUGCCCUUGGGAUAAGAGCGGCCAUUCUGCCCAACGUGUGGACCUGUCUCUGUCUGCCAUAUGAACAGGUGCUGUCAGCCAGGCCAAAGUGCCACUCCACCACGUGGAACAACUCCCACCCUGUGCCUCCAGCCUAGCUCCUUCCUCUCCAACUCUUCCAAGCAGAACAACACAGACCCUGUGCCUCCCGCCUAGCUCCUGCCCCUCCCACUCCCCCAUGUGGAACAACACAGACCCUGUGCCUUCCGCCUAGCUCCUUCCCUCCAACUCCAUGUGGAACAACACAGACUCUGAGCCUCCCACCUAGCUCCUUCCCCCCCCCUGCUAUCUGCGUAUGGGGUCACAGCCCCCACCCAUGGCUCUGUGGCAGAAAGCCCUGCUCAGCCUGACACACAGGACAGCAUGGUCAGCAGUGGUGUGGGCCUCUAUCUCCUGCGCCAGGGGCCACUGCCCACUGUGGACACUGGCACACACAGUGCCCCCUGUGAUGCCAGACAUGAGCCUCCUUUGCCACCCUGUACACAGCACUGAACGCAGAAAGGCCACGCAUAGGGGGGUGCAGGACACAACUCCAGGAAGCUGUUCUCACAGCCUCUGCCUCAAUGGAGGGAUUCAGCACCCUAGGGGGCCUGAAGGGAGGCCAAAGGUCCCCACAUGCCCCCAGAGGUCACUGGAGGACAUUCUCAGCACGAUGAUUUCACCCAACAACAAGUCCCCGGGCAGCCACAGCUUCCAUAGGGUGACACCAACGGGGCCUCCUCAUGUCCUAGUUGUGUGGUCCCUCCGUAUCCCACGGAGAGUGCCAGGUAGCACAGCGUUGCUCCAUGUGGCACCGAGGCACUCGUUCCUGCAGCCUGCCCACCUGCCACGUGGCGAUGGGCAGGGAGGGUGGCUACAACGUCCUUCAACAGAAGGCAGGGGGCAGAGGAUGAUUCGGACUCACCCUAGGGUUGGACCCCUGUGUGGACCAGGGUGGGAUGGGAGGCCUCAGUCAGUGCCCUCGUGUUGACAGGAGCCCGCAUGUCUGCGACGUGCAUGCCUAGGCAGUCAAACCCCACUCUGAUACUGGAAAGUCAUAAACUGACCGUGUGAUGCCAUUGAGCCCUUCCUGUCCCCGACCCUGCUGCACUUCUGGUUCUUAUUUGCCAUGCUGGGAUGGAACCCAGCUGGGCUUUUACUGGGCAAGCACUCUGCACUGAUGCCCACCAAUGCCCGGGACUCCUAAUCAUGGGGGUGCAACCCCCUCAGGCACCUCCAUAGGACACAGAUCACAGGAGCAGUGUGGCUGUGAAGUACCUUUUCUCUUGGGCCUAGAUGUGGUCUAAAUGUGGCCAACAUAGCCUAUGAAUGCACUCUCUGCCCUCCCUGCAGCCCUGUGACCUCCUUGGUGUGUGUG
Molecule: messenger RNA, 4226 nt
Organism: Perognathus longimembris pacificus (Pacific pocket mouse)
Lineage: Eukaryota; Metazoa; Chordata; Mammalia; Rodentia; Heteromyidae
Gene: Adgrd1
Product: adhesion G protein-coupled receptor D1
Exons: 26
Coding region: 171-2894 (907 amino acids)
Biological process (GO): adenylate cyclase-activating G protein-coupled receptor signaling pathway; cell surface receptor signaling pathway
Cellular component (GO): membrane
Molecular function (GO): G protein-coupled receptor activity
Source: RefSeq, a predicted model, not a curated record